AUGUCGUUUCACAGCUGUGUUGUUGUGUUGAAGACUGUUUCUGUUUGCUCGGUUUGUCUUUUUGGCUGGCUUGUGCAAGGUUGUGCGUGGGCUGUUCUUGUUAUCCACAGUUACUGGCUUUUUGGCACGCCGGUUGUGCCUCGUCAUCGCAGAUUCAUUUAUGUGUUGUUGUCGGCACAAGUAUUGUCUUUCCGGCAGCGCGCCAUAAAUCGCGCAACACUUUAUGAAGCAGGAACAAAUUUGUAUUCUUCGGCCACUAUGCAAAAAACUGUCAUAUUAAAAGUUCAAUUUCCAUCGUUUAGCGUAAUAUAG
This is a messenger RNA of Trypanosoma brucei brucei TREU927, 312 nucleotides long. RefSeq lists its product as hypothetical. Lineage: Eukaryota; Euglenozoa; Kinetoplastea; Trypanosomatida; Trypanosomatidae. The transcript has a single exon. The record is from RefSeq and is a predicted model, not a curated record. Bases 1 to 312 code for a protein of 103 amino acids.